AUGUCCGUGCCGGACGAAUAUCACCUGGCGGAGACAGGAAAGCAGCCGACGACUGUGCUCCUUCUCCCCAGUUUCACUGUCGUCGAGCACGUCACGCCGCAAUUGGCCCCGGAUCUGAUCGAGCACUUUGUCAAUCGGUCACUGACAACGACCACACCUCUCAAGCCCGACGGCGAAUCGUCGCCGGAACCACAACCUCCAGCAACAAGCGCCACCAUCUCCACACCUCUCCGUUCGCACCCUUGUCCCCAUUCCGCCGUCAUCCUCCUCUGCUCACAGCGCACGCGCGACGCCCGCUGCGGCCAGUCCGCGCCGCUGCUGAAGCGCGAGUUCGAGCGCCAUCUGCGCCCGCUGGGUUUGUACCGCGACAUGGACGACACGCGGCCCGGCGGAGUAGGCAUUUAUUUCAUCAGCCACGUCGGCGGACACAAGUACUCGGCUAACGUGUUUGUGUAUCGUCGCCGCGAGGGCGCCGAUGAGUCCGAGGGCGCGGCGCAGGGAAUUUGGCUCGCGCGCGUGCGGCCGGAGGACUGUGAGAACAUCAUUCGGUUUACCGUCUUGCAGGGCAAGGUAGUCAAGCCUGGGACACAGCUGCGCGGGGGAUUCGAUCGGGCGCGCGGCGUCGUGAGUUGGUAG
Molecule: messenger RNA, 636 nt
Organism: Penicillium riverlandense
Lineage: Eukaryota; Fungi; Ascomycota; Eurotiomycetes; Eurotiales; Aspergillaceae
Product: sucrase/ferredoxin-like domain-containing protein
Exons: 1
Coding region: 1-636 (211 amino acids)
Source: RefSeq, a predicted model, not a curated record